Molecule: messenger RNA, 1674 nt
Organism: Hipposideros armiger (great roundleaf bat)
Lineage: Eukaryota; Metazoa; Chordata; Mammalia; Chiroptera; Hipposideridae
Gene: TESPA1
Product: thymocyte expressed, positive selection associated 1
Exons: 9
Coding region: 202-1674 (490 amino acids)
Biological process (GO): positive regulation of T cell receptor signaling pathway
Cellular component (GO): cytoplasm
Molecular function (GO): signaling receptor binding
Source: RefSeq, a predicted model, not a curated record
AGCUUGCAGCAGCAGUUUAAUGAGGAUAGAGAGAAAGGUACAAUAUGCAAUAUGAUAUUUUCUCACUGUCCUCACUUCAAUCCCGAUGCCUGGGAAGGGCCUGGCCCAGCUUUGAUAACUGCUUUACCUCAAACUCAGCUCUCUCCCAGCAAACUGGACAGCAUCAUUGUGGCGGGAGACCCUGAAUUCUGAACCAAGGCCAUGGAGGGCUCCGUGCUGAGCCCCACAUCCUGGGAGAAGCGACGGGCCUGGCUCCGUCAGAGCCGCCACUGGCAGACCCAGGUCCUGGAAGAGGAGGCUGCAGCUGCCCUGCAGGAUGUCCCAGAUCCUGAGCCAUCCAACCUGGAUGACGUUUUCCAGGAAGGGAAUCCAAUCACUAAGAUUGAAGACUGGCUGCAGGAUUGUGGAUACUCUGAAGAAGGGUUUUUUGAGGAAGCAGGACAGUCGAUGUACAAUGGAGGUGGUACUACCUCCAACACCCUGGGAGCUCCUGCUCCCAGGCCAUACAAAUUCCUGAACUCAGUAGGAGCAAGGCAGGACGAUAAAUUGGCUUCAAGCAACAAGUAUGGAUUCAUCUCUGACCCCUGCAGGAGUUUCCUGGAGACUGCCCGGCCCUGCCAGCUACUCAAUCUUGGCUGCAGUUUGGCUUCCAGCAGCAUGACUGGCGGGACCAACAAGACUAGUUCAAGAAUAAAUAAUUUGCUGAUGACCCCCCAGACUCACCAUCUUCAACCCUUAUACCCAGGCAGGUUUAAGCAGGUGCAAACACUGGCUGUCACUGCUGAUGCCUUCUUCUGUCUCUACUCCUAUGUGUCUAAGACACCUGUUCAAAAGUUCACACCAUCCCACAUGCUCUGGAAUUACAACCCGACUGAUGUGCCAUCCAUCAAGAUUCUGGCCCCAGAGCCAGAACCUCACUCACCCAGAGAACGCCUCCGGAAAGCCAUCUCCAAAAUGUGCCUGUAUACAUGCCCCCGAGAUCGGCUAUCAUCACCACACAAUGACCCCAAAAGGAACAGUUUGGACCAAGUGGUGUGGGAAGUGAUGGACAGAGUGAGAGGAGAGAAGAUGGUUCUCCAGCAAGACCCUGAGUUUGGGCCAGGCUCACAGGAAGAUGCUGUGCCUCCCAUCAACAGUACAAAGCUGCCCACUUCUUCUUCCAUGUGCCCAUGUGUCUUCUGCCCUAAAGAGGAAACACAGCAGGGGGUGUCCACAGCGCAAGCACCAUCACAAACUCUGCAUUGUAACCCCAAGACGCCCUGUUGCACACAUUCUCUGCCUAGAGCAGAUCUACAGUGGAGCACAGACUCUGCACAGGUAAAGAGAGAGCUGUGGAGUCUACAGGCCACCAAUAGGGAAGCCCAUUCAGCCAAGGAUGAGACUUUUUGGAAAAGGAAGAGCAAAGCAAGAAAGAGUCUGUUUCCGAAGAAUCCCAUGGGUAGAAAAGUUAAAUCAUUGGACCUGUCCAUCUUCCAGCAGAAAUGCAAGGAGAGCCAACAGAGACCAGGACUGCACCGAUCUCUAACCCAGCUGCUGUGGGACAAUUUUGACUUAGAGGAGGUGCAAUGGGACAGUGAAGAGGAGAGCUGCUGGCCCAGCAGACCCAGACCCCUCAACCUCUGCCAGACUUUUGUGGGCAAAGGCUCAAGAAGCCGCAUAGGCCACGAGGAGUAA